AUGAAGUUGAUUCAUAAAGACAUAGAAAAAGAUAAUGCCGGUCAGGUUACACUGGUGCCAGAGGAGACGGAGGAUAUGUGGCACACUUAUAAUUUGUUACAAGUUGGCGACAGUUUGAGAGCAUCCACAAUCCGAAAGGUUCAGACUGAAUCCACGACUGGGAGCGUGGGCAGUUCCAGAGUGCGGACCACUUUGACUCUAUGUGUUGAGACUAUUGACUUUGACUCUCAUGCCUGUCAACUGAGAGUAAAAGGCACCAACUUAGAGGAAAAUCAGUAUGUCAAGAUGGGGGCUUACCACACUAUUGAAGUUGAGCUCAACAGGAAGUUCACACUUGCCAAGAAGAACUGGGAUAGUAUCGACCUGGAUCGAAUUGACCAGGCUUGUGAUGUGGCACAGAAGGCAGAUGUGGCAGCUGUGGUGAUGCAGGAAGGUCUCGCUAACCUUGUCCUUGUGACGCCGGCUAUGACUCUGCUGAGAGCAAAAGUGGAACUCACUAUUCCACGCAAAAGGAGAGGAAGCUGCACUCAACACGAGAAGGCCCUUGAGAGAUUUUAUGAGGCAGUGAUGCAGGCAAUUAUCCGCCACAUCAACUUUGAUGUGAUAAAGUGCAUCCUUGUGGGUAGUCCUGGCUUUGUCAAAGACCAGUUCAUCACAUAUCUCUUCAAAGAGGCAGUUCGACAUGACAUUAAGAUUCUACUUGAAAACAGACCAAAAUUCAUGUUAGUCCACUCGUCCUCAGGACACAAGUAUUCUCUCAAAGAAAUUCUCUCUGAUCCCACUGUAACCAGUCGACUGUCUGACACAAAGGCUGCUGGAGAAGUGAAGGCUCUGGAAGACUUCUACAAAAUGCUUCAACAUGAACCCGACAGAGCAUUUUAUGGAGUGGCUCAUGUGGAGAAAGCAGCUGAAGCACUGGCGAUAGAUACUCUGCUGAUAAGUGACAAGCUCUUCAGACAUCAGGAUAUUGCAACAAGGAGCCGUUAUGUGCGACUAGUGGACAAUGUGAGAGACAAUGGUGGAACUGUCAGAAUAUUCUCAAGUCUUCAUGUUUCUGGUGAACAAUUGACUCAGUUGAGUGGAGUGGCGGCCAUCUUGCGAUUUCCCAUCGCAGACCUUUCUGAGCCGGAGGAUGACUCUUCUGAUGAAGACUAA
Messenger RNA from Knipowitschia caucasica, 1155 nucleotides. Lineage: Eukaryota; Metazoa; Chordata; Actinopteri; Gobiiformes; Gobiidae. The record is from the annotation of a GenBank genome assembly.